Molecule: messenger RNA, 1069 nt
Organism: Saitoella complicata NRRL Y-17804
Lineage: Eukaryota; Fungi; Ascomycota; Saitoellomycetes; Saitoellales; Saitoellaceae
Product: DUF410-domain-containing protein
Exons: 2
Coding region: 50-1018 (322 amino acids)
Biological process (GO): protein insertion into ER membrane
Cellular component (GO): TRC complex; cytosol
Molecular function (GO): protein binding
Source: RefSeq, a predicted model, not a curated record
CCGGAAACCUCGACGUCGACCGACAAUUGAGCAUAGCAAAAGAUUUACGAUGGCAUCUAAACUUGAAGCGACGUUAGCGAAGAUGCGUUCGCGUUUGGAAGAGAAGAACUACUACGACGCUCACCAGACCAUCCGUACCAUCGCAAACCGUCAAGUCAAGCAAAAGAACUACCCUGCCGCAAUCGAGUUGCUCUACUCCUCCGCCCAACUCAUGCUCCAGUACGAGCAAGGCGCCGAAGGUGCCGAUUUGGGGUUGUACAUGAUCCAAGUCUACACCCUCGCCGAGAAGGGCCCAGACCCAACUACACGGGCACAAACUAUCCAACUCCUCCGCUUAUUCAAGCCUGAUGAGCCAGGGCGGAAGACAUUCAUCAAAGAAGCACUCGCGUGGUCAAAGAAGUUCGCGGAAGUGAAGAGCGGCGAUCCAGAAAUCCAGCAUGCGUAUGGCACGAUUCUAGUUGGUGAGGAUGAGAUAACAGAGGCGGAGAAGCACUUGAUUGUUGGGAACCGGGAGUCGCCAGUGGUGUUGGCAAAGGCGCUGUAUGAGUGGUAUACGGAAGACGAACCACAUAUGGCGCCCAUGUACAUCAGCCGCGCAGUCCUCCCCUACCUCGCCCUGGGAAACCUCGAAGCCGCCGAACGCUCGCUAGACGUCUUUACCAACCUCCUUUCCGCACCAUCACAAUCCAUCUCCUCUCCAAUCGCGGAUACAACCAUCUUCCCUUCCCUCCCCCUCCUCAACUUCCUCCGUCUUCUCACGUUGUCUGCGGCGAGAGGAACACCCGAUCUGUGGCGUGCGUUGAAGGGGAGGUAUGAGCGGGAUUUGAGGGAUGUGAGUGCGUGGGAUGAGGUGUUGGAGGGGAUUGCGGAGGUGUGGUUUGGGGUGAGAAAGCCGAGGCCACAGGGGAAUAUGUUGGCGGAGUUGAUGAGUGGGAUGUUUGGUGGUGGAGCAGGGGGAGGAGCUCCGAGGGGUGCACCGAGGUUGGGAGGAGGACCUUCGGUGGAGGGAUUGGAUUGAUAGAGUGUAGGAGUUAUAUCUAAUUGCAUUAUCUAUAAGAUCUGUCUGCGC